Molecule: messenger RNA, 786 nt
Organism: Kluyveromyces lactis
Lineage: Eukaryota; Fungi; Ascomycota; Saccharomycetes; Saccharomycetales; Saccharomycetaceae
Exons: 1
Coding region: 1-786 (261 amino acids)
Source: RefSeq, a predicted model, not a curated record
AUGAGUAAACACAUCGAAAUGCCAGAUAUCGACAUUGGAGAAUGGAUUGAUUCUGUAUCUUUCAAGAAAAACGGUUACGAGAUUGCUUUGGUAUGCACUAGCAGAGGUGUUUACGAGAUAACAUCACCUGCUCGUCAUGUUAGCCGGGAACAGAAACACAAACACAAACAAUGCAAAAUCCAAAGCCCAACCCACAAGCAGUUGUUGAGCCUAGAUGUAAGGGACCCUCUAUGGACGUUACAGAAACGCAAUGAUGGGUAUGUAGUCAUUAGCAAUGGCUAUGACCGUUACCAAUACGGCCAAGCAGAUGUAGGUGAUUUAAUGGAAAUUACUGCUGAAAUUUCACCUAAAACAGGACACCACCCUCACAACAGCAAUGAGGUUACAUAUCGGUCUAGAUUUUACACAGUGAUAUGCCAAAACGUAUCUGAAAAGAAUGAGACCAUUGUAAGAGUCGUGCACAAUGAUGUGGAUGACAGCCAUUUGGACCGCAACCGCGAAAUGCCUGCUUUAGUACUCAAUGAUACCAAGAUUUUACAAAUUGUUCCUGCAUCACAGGGAAGAUACUUGCUAUUUGGAACAAAAGUUGCUAUUGUGAAAAUAUCCACCUCUUCCACCGCAACACGAAAUUUUGAGGUUUCUCUGCUUGAAGCGUCAAUGGCUCCACAGUUACCGCUUGCUGUCGGUGGUCAUCUAGAGCUUGAAAAUGUAGUGAUUCAAUGCCCGUACGCCUCCACGUCACGUGAAACCAAGGUCCGAAUUCCGUUACCACAUUGUCUCUCAUAA